CAUACAUGUAGUAGCCCAUGGUCCUAUUUGCUAAAUAUCGACAUCUGGACAUCAGAAAGGAUUACCAUUAAGAUGAAAACGUUGCUCGUUCUUCUGUUUGUACUGUGUUUUCAAAGAGAAGCACUGUGUGAUUGUCAGUUCCCCGCUGAACUUCAUGGGGAAUGGUUCUCCGUGGAGAAUUCUAUUCCUCUCCGCCUCGGUAUCAGCGGGAAUUUCUGGAACGAAAUCUCGGGACCGAAGGACUCUCAAGCCAGCUACAUGACAUGUAAAGACAUCUUUAUUCAUCCACCCAGACCAGAGCAAGACGGUACACAGGGAAACAACAUGACAGUAUUGAUGGAGUACCACAACAUGAAACAUAUGAACGAAAUUGAUGGGACCGUGAACGUUUGUGUGGAUAUUCUUUGGAGAUCAAUUAAUGUUGUCCAAUACAGGAAAGAAUACAUUGUGACAUUUGAGGGCCAAUACGUAAGCAUGUUUAACAUCUGUCCCUCCGUAACGAACGCUUACAAGGGGGAGUUUAACUUACCUACGACACUGGAAACGACCACCAUGUACCGCUGGAUGAGUUUUCCUAUGAAAUGUUCAGAAAUAUUUCAACCUGGUGUUUACCAGAUUGAUUAUGAAAAACAUUGGAUGAAGGAAGUCUGUAGCAAUUCUCCAUGUCUACUAACUGCCUGCCCAACUCGAAGAGAGGACAAACUUGUCUUGUCGUAUACAGCUUCUGACGACAACACAAAAGUUUUGACCUUUGACUGCCUUGGGUCUUGGAAAGCUACUGUGAAUGGACGAGAGUACACUUACGCAGCUCUACGGUCCUUAGAUAUUAAUGGCAUCGAGGAAAGCUACAAAUGUAUGAUGACAAAUAGAAACGCAAAGUUUCCAGAUGGCAAAGAACGAUGGGUGAUGUCAACGGACUGUAACAAGUUGUACAACACUGUAUUCGCAUCAGAAAAACUUACAAUUUCAAAAGCUUCUCCAGGGAUGAAAUGUGAAAAAUAAACCAUCAUGCUUUCAACUUUGGGUUGAAAGUAUAUGAAUCUCCAUUCUGAUUUUUCAUUCGUCAUUCUCUGGGCUGUUCAGAGAAGAAUCCCUUGUG
Molecule: messenger RNA, 1099 nt
Organism: Magallana angulata
Lineage: Eukaryota; Metazoa; Mollusca; Bivalvia; Ostreida; Ostreidae
Exons: 8
Coding region: 73-1002 (309 amino acids)
Source: RefSeq, a predicted model, not a curated record